Anthonomus grandis grandis is the source of this 2171-nucleotide messenger RNA. Its product is annotated as glucose dehydrogenase [FAD, quinone]-like. The transcript has 5 exons. The record is from RefSeq and is a predicted model, not a curated record. NCBI's taxonomy places the organism in Eukaryota, Metazoa, Arthropoda, Insecta, Coleoptera, Curculionidae. Gene Ontology annotation, molecular function: ecdysone oxidase activity; flavin adenine dinucleotide binding. Bases 88 to 1950 code for a protein of 620 amino acids.
AUUGUCAUGAAACUAACAGUUAAUUAGUCUCUUUUGAUUAUUAGUAAGAAAGCAAUAUUUUUUUCAAAAUUUCUUGUCAAUUUAAAAAUGCCUCCAGCAGGGGUUAUAUCUUACGAUGUAACGUCUUUACAAGGAGCGCUUGCGAAUGCUUUUCUUAUCCUUAUAAAUUCGUUAUUUUUUAAUGUGAAAUUUAUCGGUCAUGUCAGUCAGUAUCCUGAAGAUAGUGCAUCGAAAAUCUUAAAUGAGGAUGAAAAUGUCUUCGAUUUUGUUAUUAUUGGAGCAGGAGCGGCAGGAAGUGCUUUGGCUAAUAGACUUUCGGAACAAGAACAGUGGAGUGUUUUACUGAUUGAAGCCGGAGAUUAUCCUCCUCCAAGCACAGGAGUUCCAGGAUUUUUCCCUACCUUUAUGGAUUCUGGGCCAGAAACUUGGCAAUAUAUCAUUGAGAAAAAUAAAAAAAAUUGUCAAGCCUACGAGAACAAGCAGUGUAGGUUUUUUAGAGGCAGAGUAAUUGGUGGUACCAGUGCUAUAAAUAAUCUACAUUAUAUCAGAGGAAUUCAUGAAGAUGAGAAUGCCACUGAUACUAUUUAUGAAACUUUCGAAAGCUGUCCAGAAGAAGAUAGGAAAAAAGGAGACUUGCUAUGUAAAGGAGAAGUCCAUUUAGAGACGAAAUAUGUAGAAAAUACUCGUAGUUUGUUAAAUAUAUUGCAAGAGGCCUAUAGAAAAACCGAUAAUGAUAUGAGCUGUGAUAAAACUUCUAUUGGAUUUUCUCACAGUUAUUUAAUGAUAAAGAAUGGUGAGAGUUUUUGCAGAUAUCAUAUGGGACGAGCAUUCUUAACCCCUCUGAAAAAUAGAAACAAUUUUUUCCUCUUAAAAAAUGCAGUUGCUCAAGGGAUAGUGCUAAAUGAUCCAUUUGAUAAACGAGCUAAAGGUGUUAAUAUUUCAACCAACGGCCAAAAAAUAUUUAUUCAAGCAAGGAAAGAGUUGAUCUUAGCAGCAGGCGCCAUAAAUAACGCAAAACUAAUGCUUUUAAGUGGAAUCGGGCCAAGAGAGUAUUUACAAAAAAGAAAGAUUCCAGUAUCAUUGCAUAUGCCAGGCGUUGGUAAAAACUUAAAAUUUCAGAUUGGAGUUCCCAUAUUUAUCACGUUUAAUAAAAGCCGUCUAUAUUCGGAGCACACUGAAAUUGAUUCGAUUCAAGAUACUUUUGAUUAUGUCAUGUUUCGUACAGGAAAUUUUUCUCAUAUAGGAAUUCAUGAUUUCGUUACUCAUUUAUCUACUGAAAAACAAUCAAAUGUAGCAAAUGUGGCUGUAUACCAUAAUUAUUUUAAAGCAAAAGAAAGAAUGCUCAAUACAUGGCUGGACGGUUGGCAUCUUAAUCUAAAAAUAACACAAAAGAUUUUAAAAGCUAAUGAUGAACAAGUCAUACUCAUGCUUGUGCCAACGCUUUUACGUCCAUUAUCAUCUGGAGAAAUUUUACUAAAUGAAACCUUACAUGAGGGCAUCCCUAGGAUCAUCGGAAACUUUUUUACAGAUCCUGAUGGUGAAGAUCUGCUUCAUUUAAUUAAUGCUUUUACCAAGGUGACUAAGCUAUUGGAUACUCCUCCAUUUCAGGAAUUGGGAGCAGAUAUUUUAGACAUUGGCCUUCCAGAAUGUAGAAAUUAUAAAUUCUGCUCCAUUCACUAUGUUAAAUGUUACAUCAUGAAUAUGGCUUCACCAAACUACAAUGUAGCAGGAUCUUUAAAAAGAGGUCCAGAAUGUGAUGAUUCAAGUGUGGUUAAAUUAGAUUAUGAAGUUCGGUAUAUCAGGUGUCUAAGGGUGGGCGAUUCUAGCAUUUUACCUGCAACGGGAUUAGGAAACACUGUUGCUACCGAUGCUUUAAUAGGGGUGAAACUGGGUGAAACAUUAAAAGAGAAAUGGAUCAAGGAUUAUGUGUCACCGUUACUAAGAAAAUAAAUUAGUUGAACACAUUGAAAAUAUUGUAUAAACAUAUUGUAUACAUAAACGUCUACUAUAUAUUAUUAGAUUAAAUUAUAUUUUUUUAGCUUUAUUCAAUUGCUUUCACUUAAAGCAAUUCAAAGCUAUGUUAUAACUUAAGUGUAGUCAUUUCAUGCGAUUUUUUCAUAAGGUUAUUUAUUUUUUCAUGGAUUUUGUAAAAAAAUAUACAAUAAAUUAUA